Mauremys reevesii (Reeves's turtle) is the source of this 1592-nucleotide messenger RNA. It is a transcript of the gene PSPN, whose product is annotated as persephin. Bases 286 to 879 code for a protein of 197 amino acids. Gene Ontology annotation, molecular function: glial cell-derived neurotrophic factor receptor binding; growth factor activity; receptor tyrosine kinase binding. The transcript is spliced from 2 exons. NCBI's taxonomy places the organism in Eukaryota, Metazoa, Chordata, Testudines, Geoemydidae. The record is from RefSeq and is a predicted model, not a curated record.
AGCCAGCCCAGCCCGCAAGCAUUGUACCGUCCAGAGGCAAAGCCUCUGUCCCGCCGGCAAGAGAGAGACCGGCUCGCAUGCAGGGAUCAAGACACCAAUGCCAGAGACUCCGCUGGGAGUGAGUCUCCUUCCACCCGCCCGGCCUUUGGCCCAGCACGGAAUGUUUCCAGGGUUACGAGGAGUUAACGCCGGCCCUGCCAAGCCCCCGGGCCAUCCCAAGGAGGAUAUAAAUUAAGAGAUGAGCCACCUUCCUUUCAGAAGCCAACCCGGCUUAAUUGGGGAAGGAUGGACUCAUCCCAGCUCCUCUGCAGCGUCUCGCUCCUCCUCCUGCUCAGACCCGCUGUCUCCCAGCCAGCGGAAGGCAAGAGGCCCCUGCUGAUGGAAGAGCCACAGCCGGGUACCAGCAUCAGGGACCUGCUCUGGGCGCUCCUAGAGACACACGUGCCAAAGGGACCUUCCCUGCACAUCCCGGAUGACCCUAGAAACCUGCUGCCCUACGCCUCCCCCGGGCCGGCCAAGCGCCGUCAGAAACGGAGGCCGCUGGCCGGCAGCCGCUUGUGGGAGCAGCCAGAGGAGCAGGAGUGCCGGCUGCGGAGUUUGCUGCUGCGCGUCAAGGACCUGGCCCUGGGCUACGACUCCGAGGAGACCAUCCUGUUCAAGUAUUGCAGCGGGAGCUGCCCCAAGGCCCGCACCAACCACGACCUGACGCUCUCCAUGCUGCUCCAGAAGAGCGAGAUCCCGGCCCUGGGCGACGAGAAGAUCGUUGGCGACCCCUGCUGCCGGCCAACGCACUACGAGGACGUGGCCUUCCUAGACAACAGCCACCAGUGGCACGAGGUGGAGAAGCUCUCGGCUUCUGCCUGCUCCUGCGUGGGCUGAUGCUGCUGGCGGGAGGGUCUCUCAGCAGGGCGCGCAUAGCUCCAGUGUUAGAGCAGGCAGCUCCUUCCUCCCACACCCUAGAACCCGUAGCCUGAGAGGAGACCAAACUCCACCCCACAGAUCCCACAGGAUGGGGGCCGUGGCUUCCCCCUUGAAGGGCACCCUCGAGGGGUGGGAGAAGGGAACGGCUACUACCACUACCGGGGAUGUCAAUCAAAACAACAACGACGUUCACCUUACAAUGCCAGGCCAACCCCCUCCUUCCACUCAGCCGCCAGCCCCAUCCUGUUUCUUUGCAUUACUGAGAUGCUAGCGUGUUUGCUAAGGCCUGGAACCUCAAAGGCAUUUAGGCUCCCAACUUCCACUGAAACCAAUGGGAGUUAGGAGCCUGAAUACCUUGGAGGAUCUGAGACUGAGAACCUGCCUGGAGGAGGCGUGCAUGGCUCAUCUACACGCAGGUGCAGGGGGAGAGCUGGACGAUACAAGAGAUAUUUAUGGAUUCCUAAGUUAUUUAUUUAUUUGGUUUCUUCCACUAAGGGCAGGGAGGGCCAGGGAUCUCAUUCCCGCCACCUCCCGACCUGAGCUUGUUAGAGUCCCCUUUUAAUUUAUUGCUUCUUUCCGCUAGUAGAGAGUCGGGGAUUGUAUUUGUUUGCUCGUUUUCAGGCAUGUCUUGGGAACGGCUGAAACGUACAUGGUGGUUUCAGACUAAUAAA